Rhipicephalus sanguineus (brown dog tick) is the source of this 1681-nucleotide messenger RNA. RefSeq names its product ras-like GTP-binding protein Rho1. Gene Ontology annotation, molecular function: GTP binding; GTPase activity. The transcript is spliced from 4 exons. The record is from RefSeq and is a predicted model, not a curated record. Lineage: Eukaryota; Metazoa; Arthropoda; Arachnida; Ixodida; Ixodidae. Gene Ontology annotation, biological process: small GTPase-mediated signal transduction; cell migration. The coding region runs from base 64 to 726 and encodes 220 amino acids.
UCCUACGAAACAGUACCGCGAACCCGUCACAUUAUAAGUUGAAACGGCUAUUUUCCCGGCCCGAUGUGUAGGAAAGGUGCCCGUGCUUCGUGGACGUCCAUGAAGGGCGAGCAGGAGCAGCUGCAGUCCGAGGUGACCGUCGACUUCUACAAGAAGCUCGUUGCAGUCGGUGAUGGUGGCUGCGGAAAGACGUCCCUCCUCAGCGCGUACAUCACGGGUGUGUUCCCGGAGAACCUUCGUGCCACCGUGUUCGACACCGUGAUCACCGAGGUCACCGUCGGCAAGAAGAAGGUUCGUCUGAGCCUGUGCGACACGGCCGGUCAGGAGACGUACGACACCCUGCGCACGCGCAGUUACGCCGACACCGACGUGGUCAUCAUCCUGUUCUCCGUGGACGCCCCCGAGAGCCUGGACAACGUCGAGGUCCGGUGGCGCCCUGAGGUGAAGCACUUCAGCCCCGACGUGCCCAUCCUGCUCGUAGGAAACAAGAAGGAUCUCAGGGACGACCCGGAAACCAUCGAGGUCCUUCGUGAGAGGAGGCAGAGCCCCGUUUCGUACCAGGAAGGGCUGGCCGUCGCCAAGAAGAUCAAGGCCAAGGCUUACAUCGAGUGCUCCGCCAAGGACGGCACCGGAGUCUCUGAGGUUAUCCAGAAGGCGUGCCGACUAGCUAUCGGGCGGAAAAAGCCCAACCUUUUCCUCAGAAUCUUCUGCAAAUCCUGUACCUAGCUGAGAGAGGAAUCAGCGCAUAGGAUCCAAUUCUGGCAUCCCGUAAUACAGCUCUCGUAUCCUGGGCCACUCUAGCGUUCAUAUGUUCUACACAUGCACAGACUACGCAAUCAACCGUUUCAACUUCGUGCCGGCGGCAAAACAGAGGACGCUUGCGACUUUUACGCAGCCCAGGAGAUGGACGAACAGUUGAAGAAUAAUCGCACGCAAGAUCAACAUGGCUAGCUGUGCGAGUUGUUUGACUAUCGUAACGUAUGAAUGCGCUAAGCAGACUUGAACAGUGAGUGUCUAUAUCCACGCCGUAGCGACGGCUUUUUCUAGAAAACAAGGGGAAAAAAAACGAUCUCGUGCGCUAACUUUUUGCUGCAUGCGUGCGCCGGAAGCACGUCACAGCUGGUCUUAGAUUGGUCUAUUUGAGCGUAUAGUGCACUUUUCGUCUCUCUGGUGCCUCAAUGCCAGUGUGCUUCCGUUAUUACGCGCAUUUACACGUUUAUAAUACACGUGGAAAACUGUGCAAUACUGGCUGUAAGUUUGAGGCACAUAUAUACGGAACAAGCAACCGCAGGCUCAAGCGAUGACGGGUUCCACGUUGACUGCCUCUGAAAACUAAAACUUUCUUCAGGCCACAAACCGUAGUUCUACGACAAUGUCCGGAACGUUGCAUGUGAACACAGCUGAGCAAACAGAGCUUGAGUGUACGCUUGAGACUCUCGCAGUAACGAUUUGCACGUGCGACAGCAGAGUGUAAAGAUUCAGCGCAGCUCGCAGCCCGCACGUUUGUGUCACAGAAGUCUGCACACAAACAAUGCAGUGUUUCGAAGAUAAUAAUUUCUUUUCCAAUAUUGACCUAGCUAAUUGCCUUUUUUUACCAAUUUUUACGACACAGCUGGACUUAUCAAAUGUAUAUAUCGGAUUGUUUUUACUCUAGUUGUGAAGAAUAAAACUUGUGUUUUGA